CCGGGACGUUAACGCGGACGGACUGCAGGAUGACAUAAUGGUAAACAGAGUAAGUUGAAGCACAAACAGCAUUCAUUUGAUGACCUCACUCACAGCCAUUUAUGUGGCGGAGCAAUACAAAAAAAACCCCAAAGAAGUCUGCUGAUUUCAGUCCCGGGACAACACAGAUGGAGCUGAGCGUGUGUUCGGUUACGUGGUUUAGUUUUCAAGCCAACUGGAUUGUAUUUAAGAAUCGCAGCCAGCAUCGGUGCUAAGCUCUGGCAUGAAGCUGCAGAGACUCUCCUUCCACCUAGAAGCUGCAGACUCUCUCCUUCCACCUAGAAGCUGCAGAGACUCUCUCCUUCCACCUAGAAGAUACGAAGACUCUCCUUCCACCUAGAAGCUGCAGAGACUCUCUCCUUCCACCUAGAAGAUACGAAGACUCUCCUUCCACCUAGAAGCUGCAGAGUCUCUCCUUCCACUUAGAAGUUGCACAGUCUCUCCUUCCCCCAUCGCCCACAGGAGAACUCUAAAACUAGAUGAAGCCUUGAAGAAGUGAAGAGCAGGACUUUGAUUCGGACAACAGUUGCAGUCAUUCUGAAUGUUCUUAGCAUUUGUCCUCAUGGCUUCAAGUGUCUCUAGUUGGACAUGUGGUUGCCGCUAACAAGACUUUUGUGCUUGGUUUGGGAGGGUGCAGCGUUGUGAGGAUUCUUGUCCAAAGGGACCCCCCGUUCUGAUCCGGAGAUGGAGGGUCUGGAGCAGCUGGACAUGGUCGGGGACAUCAGCCCGGCCCUGGAGGCAACGGAAGAUUUCAUCCACUGCAUGGAUAGGAUCCAAGGCCAGGCUCCGAGUCAGGCUCAGACGAGCAGCUGCCAGGCCUCCAGGCAGCCCAAGCAGCGUGGGGACGUGUCCAGCGCUGCGCUGGGGAAGCUGAGCUCCAGCGGGGUGUGGGGGCUGCUGGCCGGAGAGCAGCCGGAGGUGGGGCCACUGGGCCUGGCCUGGGCCGACAACUUCAGCGUGCUGGGGCUGGGCGUGGGCCCGCGGCACGGCAAGAGGAGCCGAGCGCGCUCCACCAACGACCUGGCCACGCAGAGCAAGGAGUGCACCAACAACGCCGGCAACGCCUCCUCCAAGUCUGUCUUCAAGAAGGGACACAACCGCUCUCGCUCGGACGUCAACUACCGGCCGUCCGCUUACACCGACAACGGACUGCCUGCUGUGGACGGAAACACCCUGAAGAACAUGAUCCUCAACCACCAGCAACUACCUGAUAAGAGCAGCAGCAGCAGCGUGGUGAAGCAGGGCGAGCUGGAGCAGCGGGAGGGGCCCCGGGGCCGCUGGACGCCCUGCUACGUGGAGCUGACGCCCUGCGAGCUGCGGCUCUACACCCUGGACAGCAGCGCCAACCGCCAGCUGGGCACGGCCUACUCCCUGUCCCACUGCCAGAGCGUCAUCUCCCCGGCUCCCUGCAGCCAGUCCGCUCAGGCCGGCCAGCCCGCCGACCAGCGCACGCUGCAGGCCGUGUUCUUCAACAGCACGCGCCUCCAGCUGAGGGUCACCAACCAACGGGAGGCCGUGGAGUGGAGACAGGUGAUGUGGGAGAAGGUGCAAGCAACCAGACCUGCGAGCCAGAAAAAACAGCAACGUAAGAACGGAGAAAAUCAGCAGAUUUCCCAGUUUCCUGCAGCCAUGUCACCCUCCUCGUCUCCCUCUCCGUCAGGUCUGGACACCAGACCUGAUACCGACACCCCCACGUCAGCAGAGGUGUCUAGUUCCGGGGUCCUGAGCAGGCCCACCACCUUGCCCCUGUUCACCCGCUGCACCCAGGACGUGCUCAAAGCUGGCCUUCUCCACCAGCUGGUGGACCAGAACAACUGGCGGGCCUUUACGUUUGUCCUGACCCGGUCUGCUCUGCAGGCCUUCCCCACCGAGGGCCGGGGAUCCGUGACCCAGCCCGUCCUCCAUUACUCCCUGGCAUCCUGCGCGGCUGUGCAGCAGGACCAGGAGCCGGAGAACGGGGUCCCCUGGGCCACUAAAGGACAUUUCUUUCAGGCCGUUUUUCCCAAAGAGGUGGUUAAACUGCGGGCGGAUGAUUCCCUCAAGGCCCAGGAGUGGGUGCAGGCUCUGCACGGGGCCAUCAUCGCACAGAGGCCCGCACAAGAGGAAGUGUCUGCAGAGGAACCUCAGGGAGUUUUACUGAGAUCCAAACCCUCCAGGGACAGGAAGCAGAGGGAAGGACAGAGGGCCAAGCGGCAGUCCGUCACCACCAGCUUCCUCAGCAUCCUCACCUGCCUGGCGGUGGAGAAAGGGCUCACUGCUCAGAGCUUCAAGUGUGCAGGUUGUCAGCGUCCCAUCGGUCUGUCCAGAGGAAAAGCCAAAGUGUGUUACUAUAGCGGCUGGUACUACUGCCAGAGCUGCCACCAGGACAACUCCUUCCUCAUCCCGGCACGCCUGCUGCACAACUGGGACACCAGCAAGCACAAGGUGUCUAAACAGGCCAAGGAGUUCCUGGAGUUCGUGUACGAGGAGCCGCUGCUGGACAUCCAGCAGCUCAACCCGUGCCUGUACCAGCACUGCGAGGGUCUGAGCAGCGUGCUGCGUCUGCGCCAGCAGCUGCAGUCGCUGCGGGCCUACCUGUUCAGCUGCAGGGCCGCCGUGGCCGAGGACCUCCGUCGCAGGAUCUUCCCCAGAGAAUACCUGCUCCAGCACAUCCACCUGUACUCCCUGGCCGACCUGCAGCAGGUGAUCGAUGGGAAGCUGGCCCCCUUCCUCUCCAAGGUGAUCAAGUUCGCCAGCUCCCACGUGUUCAGCUGCAGCUUGUGUCGGGAGAAAGGCUUCAUCUGUGAGCUCUGCCAGAACGGACAGGUCCUGUACCCCUUCCAGGAGAACACCACCCGCAGGUGUGACAUCUGCGGCGCGGUUUUCCACGCGGAGUGUCGUCAGAAAGCCCAGCCGUGCCCGCGCUGCGUCCGCAGGGAGCUGCACCACAAGAGGCCGUCGUCCUUCUGGUCCCCCGAGGACGACAGCCCCGGCUGCUUUCACCUGCCCUACCAGGACACCUGAGACCCCUGCAGGGACCGGGGACACGCCGGGGACACAAACUGCUAACGCUCGUGACUCUCACUGCAGGUUAGAGGGUUUUUACAGCUUUGACGGCGGAUGGAUGCGGAGCGUCGGCUGCUCCUCCAGCACACACCUGAGCUGGAAACAGCAGGGAGGGAACCAGCUGCUGCACCAGAUCUGCUUUAGAGACUCAACGUUCCCUGUUUUGUAGUCAAGUAUCUCAUCCCCAGUUCCACCACACCCCUACCUUCACUUAUCUCCUACUGCACAGGUCAGACAGGAAAACCACAGCUGACGCCUGGAUCAAUUCAAAUUGAUAGUUAAAAAAUAGUGCAACCUAUUUGGAUCAGUUUGGCAUUUUAUCAAUCAGAAAGCACAAGAUUUGCCACUUUUCUUAUGUUUGUAUUGGUAAAGUGGAAAUGCUUCAUAGGUUUUGUUUGUAUACAUAGGAUUGCAAGGUGAAAAAGGGAAGAAAAAAAGUUAUUUCCAACCACACCUGUUUGCAGCUUCUACAAACCAUUCAGGAAUGAAUCUCUGGCACAUGUAGCCUUGAAAAGGUUUGUAGUUUUCCUCCGGCUGUUCUUCAGCUGCGUUCACUCCUCAUCCGUCUGGAAACAUCAGUCAGGUGCUCUUGUGUUUCAUGAAGGUUCUGCUGGCUGGAAACGGUGCAGGAUCAAUAUGCAGGAGUAUUAAAAAAAAAAUCAAGUCCUCCUGAGUGGCUGCUGCAGUUUGGGUCAAAGCAAAAGGAGAUCUUUUUUAUGUAUAAUAUUUCCCCUAUGUUGGAUGUGUCUCAUCUGUGUGGAUGCAGCACAUCCACAUCCGUUCAUGAUGGGAAGUCAGAGGACGAGGGGCGUCACCCUGACAGUAACCGGUAGAGACUGAUCCUGAUUAAACCUGAGAGACUUGAGCCACACGAGGAGAGGCCCAGAACGCUUCCAGGUCCAAACACACAUUCACACUAUUCAUCCUUUUACGAGUAUCAUUGCAGAAAGGACAAGUAGGGGCAAGAAACACGUCUCUAUGUGAGCAGGUGAUCACUCCAUUCUCACGGCAUCUGCAAACCUGCAUGGAACCGCAAGAGCUCAUGCAUCCAGCCGACCUGCUGCCAACGAGCAGACCUGAGGCCCAGCCAGGCGGGCCUGGAGGGGUGGGGAGGACGGAGCAAGAGCCAGGCCGGACCGGCCAGACCACACUGCAAAAACUAAAAAUCUUACCAGGAAUAUUUGUCUUAUU
Messenger RNA from Cololabis saira (Pacific saury), 4275 nucleotides. It is a transcript of the gene plekhm3, whose product is annotated as pleckstrin homology domain containing, family M, member 3. Lineage: Eukaryota; Metazoa; Chordata; Actinopteri; Beloniformes; Belonidae. Bases 724 to 3042 code for a protein of 772 amino acids. The transcript has 8 exons. The record is from RefSeq and is a predicted model, not a curated record.